This is a messenger RNA of Trypanosoma brucei brucei TREU927, 1710 nucleotides long. RefSeq lists its product as hypothetical. NCBI's taxonomy places the organism in Eukaryota, Euglenozoa, Kinetoplastea, Trypanosomatida, Trypanosomatidae. The coding region runs from base 1 to 1710 and encodes 569 amino acids. The record is from RefSeq and is a predicted model, not a curated record. The transcript has a single exon.
AUGCCUCCGAAGAAAAGCGAGCUUGAAGCACGUGAAGAAGAAGAGGAAGAAGAAGAGGAGGAAGAGGAAGAAGAAGAGGAAGAAGAAGAGGAGUGGGAGGAAUCAAACGAUCUCUCCCAGCUGGAAGAUGGACCAAGUACAUUUUACGUGGGUGGUUUUAGUAGCAUGCAGAAGCUGCAGGAAGCGUUGGACGCGGUGACAUACCGUGAGGACCUUGUGAUCGUGUACCCUGGCGCCUAUCUUGAGAAAGAGGUGGUCAUUGAGGAGUCUCGACUGGAUGGCUUACGGAUUAUGAGCGUCCCGGUGGCACUGGGGCGGAAGGCUGGUUAUCGCAAGAAGAUCCAUAUUCCAAGGGACGAGCGCCGAUUGGGCCCAUGGUACGCGCCCUACGGUGGUGAAGCACCUGCUACCGCAACUGUAACCCCUACAGCACCAGAUCCCCAACUGUUUCCAGUGAUUGAAGGGCGACUGAUAGUGCGUCACAGUCGGCCGUUUGUUUCUGUCGAUGAAGACGCGGAAAUUCCUGAGGGAUUGCAGGGCAUUAAACACUAUGAUGAUGAGCAGGAUAGAGUGGCUGAUGGGGAUGAAGAGGAGGAAAAUGCCGACGAUGCUCCAGAGGGGUCCACAGAGGAGGCUGAGAUGGUUCACAAAGCAAAGGAUAAUCAUCUGGAAAUGCAAGGUUUAUGCUUCUUUGGGGGUAUCGAGCUUAAUCCACUCACCAGAUCCACAUUCCGCCACUGUGUCUUCGGCGAUUAUGCAUUACAGAGGAAAGAUCCCUUAGCGACGACCGAGGCCGUGGAAACGACUACGUGUCAACCAUCUACGGAACCUCCAGUGCUGCCAACAGUAGUGGCCCACCCUCUUAGCGAGGCGCUGAUAGAGUUCUGCAUUAUUUACGGCAGUGCGAAGCAGGCGCUUUACGCGUAUCCACGGUGCUCACUGCAGAUCCACACCUCCAUGAUUUUGGGUCCUGUUGAGGGAACGCCAACCACGUAUACCGCCGACCAGUUUCGUGCUGCGCGUCAUGCACAACAAAGCCCCUUAUUUCGCCUGAAGAAUCGGUGGAAGAAGGUCGUAUCCCAACCCAAGAUACCUACAAAGGCUAUGUGCAACGUAGCACUGUAUCUGGACGAUGCGGAUGUUUCCGUGCGUGACUGCUUUAUUGCCCACACAGAUAUUGGGGUUAUGCUUGUCGACGGUUGCGCGGGCACCGAAUUGAAGUUCCUGCGGCUGGAAAGCCAUAGUACUGUGGGCAUACUCUUCACUGGAGAGUGUGGCGCUGCUAAAGUUAAGUGCUGUGCGAUUAGAUGGUGUGGGAGGGAGUGCAUCCUUGUAAAAGGUCGUGUGCCACCUAUACCACCUGAUGCAGAAGCUGUUGAGAGAGUGGCCUGCGAGCGUGCACAGCGGGAAGCUGAAGAAAAUGAGAACGAAGAAGUGGAAGAAGAAGGUGAGGAAGAGGAGGACGCUGACGUGCCAAGGCCGCCGCCCAUUCCUGCGCAACAUCCUUCCCUUCAGAAGAAUGCUUUGGAGGGCACUGUUCGUUUAGAGGGCGACGUCAGUUGUGGCACAAUGUGCGAUAACGUCAUUUACAUGGAAAAGGACGACACUCAACCUCCACUUUCAGGACCUUCAGAGGAGAGGAGGUUUCUUCUGAAGGGGUUUCAUGUCCACGUGCGUGGAAGCACUCCCCUUGAGAGUGAAGACAACUAA